AGACGCUUGUAUUGAAAAAGAAAGUAGAAAACGUGUUUUCUUUUGUAUUGAAAGCUCCCCGGUUGAGUCAGCGUUUGCAAAAUUUUUAAAAAGCAAAACAACCAAUUAGUUGAAAUUAGGUUGCCAUAUUUUACUUGAGCACAGGCUAAAAUGAUCAAAAUCUUGACACUUGUUCUAGUUAGAGAUGGAAAGAGAAUUUUACUUGGAAUGAAAAAAAGAGGAUUUGGUGAAGGAAGGUGGAAUGGAUUUGGUGGAAAAGUCGAAAAGCAAGAAACUGUUAUUGAUGGUGCAAAAAGAGAAUUAAGAGAAGAAUGUGGUCUGGUAAGUAAUAUCCUGGAGAAGAUAGGUUUGUUGAAAUUUGAAUUUGUUGGAGACCCACAGCUAUUGGAGGUCCAUGUGUUUACAACAGAACAGUUUACUGGUACAGUAGAAGAAUCUUCAGAGAUGAGACCAGAGUGGUUUGAUACCACUAAUAUUCCAUUUGAUAAGAUGUGGCCUGAUGAUAAAUUAUGGUUUCCACUGUAUCUAAAGGGUCAAAAGUUUUCCGGUUACUUCCUGUUUCAAGGUCAUGACAAUAUACUAAAGUACACAUUAGAUGAAGUUGAUGACCUCUAAAAUUGACUCCCUCAGAUUAUGCAGAUGAACAGUCAUGUAUUUAGCAAACUAAGUGAAUUUAAGAUUCAGGUAUAAAAAUGCCAUGAUGUGAAAGACUGUGUUACAUAAUAAGUAAACGGGAAGCUUAAAGAACCAACCAAUAGCUACAUUACUGUUAUAUCAAAGUGAUAAACAAGCUGAACUGUAUUGUAAAAAAGCUGUCUCAGUGGACAUGUACUUGAAAAGAGGAGGGCUUUGAAAUAAAUGUGUAAAAGUACAGAAACUUUAACAAAUUUAUCUUAAUUUUUUUCCAUGGAUUUUAAGAAAGGAAAUCUUGCAACAAUAAUUAUUACAUGGUUUAUUGAAUGUAGAUGAAACUUAGUACAUUACUAGAUCCAUGUAGAGUAGAGAUGUAUAUUUGGUUGGAUGCUUCUAGAAGUAGGAGAUUAAUUUCUACUUAACAACUUAACAGACAGUUCAAGAUUUAUGUAUAGUUCAAAUGUAGUAGCUCACACAUUGUUUUAGAAUACUUGAAAAGUAUGGAUUUGAUAUAUACAUAUUAACCUAAAACCCCUACACACACUUGACAAACCUUAAGAAAAGAAACAGUACUUUUAUUCCUGUUCUUCAUCUCUAAGUAUUUAUGAAGUCUUCCACAGAGAUCAAAAACUAACACCUCACUGAAUGCAAUGAUAAGGGUGGAGUUCUUAUUUUUUUAAAUUAGUAAUGUUACACUUUUGCAUUAAAGACUGACACUGAGGUGAGUAACUUUCAACAGUUAAUAAACAUAUUUCAGUUUAUAACAGGCAAUGCAAUUUAACAAACACUUUCAUAAUUAAAUAAUAUCUUUGUAAAAAAAAAAAUGCAAACAAUCACAGGGCACAUCAAGAUAUAUUUUGGAUAACCUGGCAGAUAAUAAAGUUUGGUUUGGGCAAAUUAAGUAGAUGGACCACAUAAUUUCAACAUGUCGUGUCAUGGGUGAGUUAGGAGAAUUACAGAAAACGGUACUAUUAAAGUUAAUAUUUUUUAUUCUUUUACCACUAUGUUAUACAAUAGUAUAGGUGUAUAAAA
Mytilus californianus (California mussel) is the source of this 1665-nucleotide messenger RNA. Its product is annotated as oxidized purine nucleoside triphosphate hydrolase-like. Gene Ontology annotation, biological process: DNA protection. Lineage: Eukaryota; Metazoa; Mollusca; Bivalvia; Mytilida; Mytilidae. The record is from RefSeq and is a predicted model, not a curated record. The coding region runs from base 151 to 615 and encodes 154 amino acids. The transcript is spliced from 4 exons. Gene Ontology annotation, molecular function: 8-oxo-7,8-dihydroguanosine triphosphate pyrophosphatase activity.